Molecule: messenger RNA, 1864 nt
Organism: Chinchilla lanigera (long-tailed chinchilla)
Lineage: Eukaryota; Metazoa; Chordata; Mammalia; Rodentia; Chinchillidae
Gene: Dnaaf3
Product: dynein, axonemal, assembly factor 3
Biological process (GO): axonemal dynein complex assembly; motile cilium assembly
Source: RefSeq, a predicted model, not a curated record
GGCUGAUUGUCCAAGGGAGGCGGGUCCUUGGACAGCGGUUGGGGCGCGGUUGGGGGGCGCCGGCAGGACCGCAACCUUGAGUAGCGCGCUAGACGCCCGCACCCCGGUAUCUGCAGGAUAAAGGGUCUGUCCCGCGGGGCCAUGACCACCCCGGCGGGCUCGGGCGCGGGCUUCGGCUCGGUGUCCUGGUGGGGCCUGUCGCCGGCGCUGGACCUGCAGGCGGAGAUUCUAUAUGCUGGAGCACAACCUGGAGGCGGUGGCCCGACACAUGCUCCUCUUCAGCCUCGCCCUGGAGGACCCCGAGAAGAUGGGCCUGCAAGAGCGGAGCGAGACCUUCCUGGAGGUGUGGGGGAACUCGCGGCUGCGGGCCCCGGUGGCCGCCUUCGUGCGCGCGCAGGCCGCCCGCCUGGCGCUCCUGGUGCCCGAGCCCGACCGCCUGGCGCGGGAGCUGCCCUGGCUCCGCCUCUGCGCGCUCAAGUUCCGCGAACGCGACCAGCUGGAGGCGGUGCUCCGCUUCUGGUCCGGCGGGGAGCGCGGCCCGGAGGCCUUCCCCGUGGGCCGUCUGUGGGACGCGCGCGUGCGACACUACCUGGGCUCCCGCUACGACGCCCGGCGCGGCGUCAGCGACUGGGACCUGCGCAUGAAGUUGCACGACCGCGGGGCCCAGGUCAUCCACACCCAGGAAUUCGGCCGCUGGAGGGACACCGGCGUCGCCUUCGAACUCAGAGACUCCAGUGCCUACCACGUGCCCAACCGGACCCUGGCGUCCGGCCGGCUCCUGACCCACCGCGGGGAGCGCGUGGCAGCGCGCGGGUACUGGGGGGACAUCGCCACCGGGCCCUUCGUGGCCUUUGGCAUUGAGGCGGACGACCAGAGCCUGCUGCAGACCAGGAACGGGCAGCCGGUCAAGACUGCGGGGGAGAUCACGCGGCACAACGUGACGGAGGUGCUCCGAGAGUUGGCCGCCUGGGGGCGCCCGAGAGCCUCGCAGGGGAACCCGCAGCAGGAGCACCCGGAGCCCGCGGGCAGCACCGAGCAGAGGAUGUCAGGAGAACCCUUCGCGCUGCACUUUCUGCCCCUCGGAUCUGCGCACGCGCUGCACCACAAAGGCUGCUACCAGGGCCGCUUCCAGCUCCUCUACGUGGCCUGCGGCAUGGUGCACCUGCUCGGCCCCGAGCUCGCGGCCUGCGUGGCCCCCGGAGGGAACCUGGUGGUGGAGUCGGCCCGGUUCCUGGUGGACCUGCGCCCGGAGCAGCUGCAGGCCUUCGCGGCGCGCGUCGGGGAGCUGGCGGGAGCGGCCGGCUUCACCCCGCGCGCCCCGGCCGGGCCCGCGGAGACCUUCGCGCGCUUCACCAAGCCGAGGCCCGCGGGGUCCGAACACCAGCCUCAGAGCCCCUCCCUUGGCGCCCCCAGUCUCGGGGGCGGGAGCCCCUCCCCGGAUGCUGCAGCCCCCUCCCCAAGACCUGACCGCGCCCACAGCGAGCCGGCCUCCCACGCCAGGGUGGGAACCCGCCCCGAGCCCCAGAGCCCCUCUCGGACUUCUAACGGGGGCUCCGGGGAUCAGGAGCCCCCCGAGGGACUCUGACCACUUCCGGCGUCUCUCGGUUCCUGCUCAGCCUUGCGCUCAGCCCCAAAUCACUGCAGAGCGGGGUCUUCCCGCUCCCUGCUGGGGUUCUGACUGCGAGUCCCAGGCCCCGACGGUGUCUCUCAACCUCAGACACCCCACACCUCCCCGGCCCCGCCCCGGCAUCCCAGACUGCAGAUGCGCCCAGCCCCCAGCCCCACCCAGCCUCCGGCCCCCCCUCCCAGCUGGGACUGGGGCGGCGCCCACGCAGCUCAGUAAAGAGUUCUGUGUCUCCCUCUU